Messenger RNA from Echinococcus granulosus, 501 nucleotides. RefSeq lists its product as hypothetical. The record is from RefSeq and is a predicted model, not a curated record. Lineage: Eukaryota; Metazoa; Platyhelminthes; Cestoda; Cyclophyllidea; Taeniidae. The coding region runs from base 1 to 501 and encodes 166 amino acids. The transcript is spliced from 6 exons.
AUGGAAAAUAAGCCAUGUUUUUCUGCAUUUAUACCUCUUUGGUAUGCAUUAAACCUCGAAAAUGAUUUUAUGGCCACCAAUUAUAUUGGAAGUGCAGCUAUAUUUUUUUUGGAGUGUUCACCAACCCUGCAAGGUCUCUACUGCCACCCAUCAAAGGGCGUCACUCUAAUUGACGGGCGUGGAAAUGACUCUUGCAGGUUAUUUCAUGCAGCCUUUUUCCCUAAAACAGCAAUUACAUUAGAAAUGAUGCUUUUGCCUUGUUGUUAUGCUGCAAAAUUUGCCAAGCCAUUCUUGAAGGAAGAAGCGCAAGCUGUUUACUCUUUCAUCAUUUUUCCUCUACUUAUCAACUAUUCGGCAUAUUUUAAUGACUCCGAAGCAGUUUCAAAUUUUCAGCUAGGAAAAGCAAAAACGCAUUCGACUUCCAAAAAUGAUCCAAAAUGGUUAGGUGCAUAUAUAUUAUGGAUUAUACCGCUCUCUAGAAAUUGUCAUCUUCCAUGUUGA